GUGAUUGCCUUGGUGGGUUUGCCUGCCCGGGGCAAGUCCUUUGUCGCGCGCAAGCUGCUGCACUAUUUGAAUUGGAGUGGCGUUCAGUGCAAAAUCUUCAACGUGGGUCGGUACCGCCGCGAGGCUUACAAGCACGUGGCGGCCGCCUCGGCCGACGCCCGGGCCCAAACCGGGGCCUGCGACGCCGACUUCUUCGACGCCCAAAACGAGCGAGCGGCGGAGUUGCGCGAAAAAGUUGCCGACCUCGCUUUGCGGGACAUGUUGCGCUGUUUCAGCAAUCACGAGCGCAUUGCCAUUUUCGACGCCACCAACUCGACGGACAAGCGGAGAAAAUGGUUGUUGCAGGAGUGCACCUCUCCGGAUAAACGGCCGGGAAAACCUACCGGUGUCGUCUUUGUGGAAUCCAUUUGCGACGAUCAGGAACUGCUCGAAGAAAAUUACCGGUAUAAGAUCAGCAACAGUCCAGACUUUGACGGCAUGACGCAGCAAGAGGCCCUGAGCGAUUUGCGCAAGCGGGUAACCAAGUACGAAGAACAGUACGAAACAAUAACGGACGAUAGCCUCUCCUACAUGAAAGUCUUUAAUCUGUCAACCAAACUCAUGGUCAACCACAUUUACGGACGCAUGGCCAAGGAGCUCGUACCGGCUCUCAUGUCGUGGCACAUUGGUACACGUCCGGUAUUUUUGUGUCGACCAGGGCAGACCAUUUCGGGAAUUCUCACGGACGGGGAGGACUACGUCGCGCGCAACAAGGCCAAUCACGAAAACGAAGGCCCCCGGGACCCCUUCCCGAUGAAGAUUAUUACGUCCACCAUGCCCCGGGCAGCCGACACGGUAAACUGGACGGAUUACGAAUUCGCGAUUCAACAAAUGUCCAACCUGAAUCCUUUGGACAAGGGAGACUUUGCCGGUAUGGAACUGGACGAGAUUCGUAAAAAGAAUCCGUCCUGGUACGAACGGUUGGAACGGAAUCCUUACCAAACACGGUACGUAUUCCCCGGUGGUGAGAGUUACGCCGACUUGGUGAAGCGUUUGACGAGUGUCGUGAUUGACGUGGAGCAGCAGGUGACCCCAACGUUAGUGGUGAGUCACGUGAGUAUCCUGCAGUGUCUCAUGUCGUACUUUCGCAAUACGCCGGUAGAAUUGUGCACCGGCAUUGAAGUCCCGAUGCACACGGUGGUCAAAUUUACGCCG
This is a messenger RNA of Phaeodactylum tricornutum CCAP 1055/1, 1194 nucleotides long. RefSeq lists its product with no specific name. NCBI's taxonomy places the organism in Eukaryota, Bacillariophyta, Bacillariophyceae, Surirellales, Neidiaceae. Gene Ontology annotation, molecular function: fructose-2,6-bisphosphate 2-phosphatase activity; 6-phosphofructo-2-kinase activity; ATP binding. The record is from RefSeq and is a predicted model, not a curated record. The annotation marks the transcript as partial. The transcript has 4 exons. Gene Ontology annotation, biological process: fructose 2,6-bisphosphate metabolic process; fructose metabolic process. Gene Ontology annotation, cellular component: cytosol.